AUGAACAGAGUAACAAAAAAACUUGUCCCAGGAAGAGUAUCAGUACCUACUCCAAGAAUUCCGGGCCAACUCAACUUCAGUCUUGUUGACAUUGGCAAGUCUUGCUCACUUUGUGAGAAGACCUUUAAAGAUCACUGGAAUCUUAAAAGACAUUUGCAAAGAUGCCAUGACAUAAUGGAAAUGGUUGCAGAUGAUAUGAGCAUAGUCCAGGAGACCAAAUAUCAAGAUAUACAGAUGAGCAACAGCCCAAAAAAUCUGCUUACACCAAGUGAAAGUGUGGAAGAGGAAUCAGACGUUGAUAAUGAAUACUGCAACAGUAUCUUAAAUUAUGACGAGUGUGAAGAAAGUGAUGAUGGAAGUAGAGUUGACAAUAGUGAUUUUGAUGUUGAGGAAAACACAGAGCCAAACGCAGACAUUCCUCUGUUUAACCACAUCUUGAACAAGAUGUCUGCUUUUGCCAAUAACAACGAAUCUUCAAUAGAUGAAGAAGAUGAAUUCCAGAGUGAAGUGUUUAACUCUACCGCCUGGAACAGAUUUAUACCAAAUACUCAUUCAUUUAAAGAUAUCCAGACAAUGAUUUUGCUCGUACUUGUCAAUGGUGAUAACGACAUGAUUUCUUGUAGAAUGUUAAAGAAGAUAUUAUUUACUAUCAAUCUCCUUCUAAAGAUCUACAAAGAAGCUAUUAGAAAAGAUAUUUCUUUCAAGUUGCCCCAGUUAGAUACACUCUGGAAUUACCAGACACGAAAAGGAUCGAACAUCCCAAUUUUCAAAUCGAAAAGUUUAGAUGUUACUCUCUCUGAUAGCACAAAAGUCACCCCAUUCCUUAACUUGUCUUCUGAGCACAUCAAACUCCUUGCUGCCAAUCCUAUAAAGUCAAAAUCAAUCUUUUCUUUACCUGAUUGCACGCCAAACCAAUCUGUCUGUCUUCAACAAGGAGAAAAAUGGAGAACAAAUACAUACUUCCAACAGCCCAUGUUUACCCAUAACAACAUUGAUUUCUGGUCUGGUGACAUUGUUCUGUUAAAAGAUUGCUCGCCUAACACUCGCUUUCUGGUGGAAUCUUUCCAUACAAUGGAUAUAUCUAAUGUUUUCUCUCGUGGAUAUAUUGUAAAGAUUGCACCUGUAAUUCUUUUCUUGGAUGAUACUUCUGGAAACACCUCUAAGCAAUUUAACCCAUACGAGAGCUGGUCAAUGAAAUGUGCGGCCCUCUCUUUUGAAGAAAGGUGCUCUAUAGAGAAUAUCUUAUUUAUAUCAGCAAUUCCAAAGAAGAAAGAUGCAAACACUGCCUCGAUGUUAUCUGAAAUUGUUGAUGAUUUGAAGAAGCUAGAAAACGGCGUGGUAAUGUUCUCUGCAGAAGAUAAUGCAUAUGUUCUUGUGGUAUCUCCUUUAAUUUGGAUUGAGGCAGAUACAUCUUGUCACUCAGAGCUUUGCAGUUUAGGUGCGCCCAACUCAACUUACCCUUGUAGAAAACAUCCAACAAGAACCAAGGGUCAUUAUAUCCAGGCCACUUCUACACCAGACAGAGAUACAGUGAUCUCUGAUAUUCCUUACUUUGACAACAAAAACACAGCAGAAGAGUUAAGUUUUAAAAAUAAGUCAACAGACAAAUUGCUAGAACUUAAAGCAUAUGACCAGUCAAAAGACACUCCUGCUGAAAUAUUGCACUACAUUCUCCUUGGCAUUGCAAAGUAUCUUAUCACCAAUCUGGUUAAAGUUAUCUUGAACAAAAACAAAAAAGAACUAGAAGAACUGUUUGAUUAUGUUAAAGACUACAAAAAUUCCAGAGGCAUAUCAAGAGCGUUUACAAGGUCUCUCACCCAUGCCGGUUUGUUUCUUGGUAGAGACUUCAAGGUACUAAUCCAAAUACUUCUGGUAAUCCUGGCCAUAAAAUUUGCAGAUACAGAAGUAUUACAGGAAAUCACUCCCCUCUUUGUUUGUCUCGGCCGUCUAUGCUCUCUAGUAUUUGUUCAAUCUAUCGACAGUCAAUACGAGACAUAUAUCAGUGAAGUAGACUCUGCUGUUAGAAGUCUAAUUGAAGCCUUACACAAAUACGACACUAACUGUAAACAUAAAAAACAUGCAUUCUAUACGUCCAAGCCAAAAGUCCAUCUGUUGACCCAUCUACCUGAAGAUUUACAAAGAUUUGGGCCUGCUCUUAACUACAAGACCAAAAAGGGAGAGCAGUUCAACAAACACAUUUGUGAACACUUGUUUCAUACAAACCGUAUGAACACAUCAAAAGAUAUAUGUCUCAAAUUUGGUAAACAAUAUAUGACAAGUCAUAUUAUUGAUGGUGGUUCAUGGAUAGACAAGAAUGGUUUAAGGGAAACCCGUGGAAAAGCUAUUGCUGAAUACAUGCAACAAAACUCUGAUGGGAAAUUCCAUGAAACUUUGCUCGGUGGGUCCAGAGAAUUUGCAGACAACAAUGGUACAGGUUUGACCCCUGGAAGGAUAUUAAAAGACAAUACAUUUGCUCUAUUUAGACAAAGCAAUGGACAUAUCAUCAUUGGAAUGGUGCUUUUUUCUAAAGUAUACCAUUUGUAUAUCAAGUAUCCAUCCGCACAUGCUGUUAACAACAAUUAUUGUCUAGCACUCAAAUAUGCUGAUGAUAUAUACACACUACUAGAUGAAUUGAAGGUUGUUUGUCUAUUAGACAUGCAUCUGAAAGUUGGCUGUAAAUAUGUUGUUAACCUCAACAAAUUUGGUUCAUACUGA
Molecule: messenger RNA, 2715 nt
Organism: Phycomyces blakesleeanus NRRL 1555(-)
Lineage: Eukaryota; Fungi; Mucoromycota; Mucoromycetes; Mucorales; Phycomycetaceae
Product: C2H2-type zinc finger transcription factor
Exons: 3
Coding region: 1-2715 (904 amino acids)
Source: RefSeq, a predicted model, not a curated record